CCCAGCGUUAGCAUUAAGACGGCACUAGUUUUCUGAACAAGCCGACAGGUAAUUUUAGAUCAGUAAAUAAGCGAUGAACUUCUUGAUACUAAUUUGUUGAUGUCCUGACUCGAGGGACUGCGGGCUUGACAGGUUUGUUUAUCAACCAGCUGCCAUGGCUUCCGGUGGCGUCCCGACUGGGACCUCCUAUUGGCCCAGCAGGGUGGAGCUGACCAUCUCCUGCGAGAACCUCAUGGACAUGGACGUCUUCUCGAAGUCCGACCCUCUGUGCGCGCUCUAUAUCAACGCCUCUGGCUCACAGUGGCACGAGUUAGGGCGCACAGAGAUGAUCCUAAACUGCUUGAAUCCAAAGUUUGCAAAGAAGUUUGUCAUCGACUAUUAUUUCGAGACUGUGCAGAGGGUCAAGUUUUGCGUCUAUGACAUAGACAACAACACAUAUGACCUGGAAGAUGAUGAUUUUCUCGGGGAGCUUGAAUGCACUCUAGGCCAGAUUGUUUCCAACAAGCAGAUGACUCGACCUUUAAUGUUGACGAAUGGAAGACUUGCAGGUCGUGGUACAAUUACAAUAAGUGCUGAGGAAAUAUCAGACACCAGGGUAGCAAAUUUUGAGGUGUCUGCCCGCAGGCUCGACAAAAAGUUUUUUUGGUGGUCCGACCCUUUUCUGGAGUUCUACAAGCAGACAGACACUGGAUGGCAGCUGGCUCACAGGACGGAGGUUAUACACAACAACCUCAACCCUACAUGGAGACCCUUCCGCAUCUUUUUGCGAUCUCUCUGUGGAGGAGAUGUUGAGAGAACUAUAAAGGUUGACUGUUAUGACCAUCAUGUCAAUGGCUCUCACCGUCUCAUUGGAAGUUUUAAAACCACCCUUGCCGAGAUGCAAACUGCAACACACGUCUCACCUGUUGAGUUUGGGUGCAUUAACCCAAAAAAGCUGAAGAAGAAAGACUAUAAAAACUCUGGGGUCAUUUAUAUUAAGAGCUGUCAGGUCGAGAAGGAAUACACCUUCCUGGAUUACAUCAUGGGAGGCUGCCAACUUAACUUCACUAUUGCCAUUGACUUCACUGGUUCUAAUGGCGAUCCCAAAUCACCCAAUUCCCUCCACUAUAUCAACCCUGAGGGCUAUAAUGAAUACCUGUCAGCAAUCUGGGCAGUGGGCAGUGUCAUCCAGGACUAUGACAGUAACAAGAAGUUUCCAGUUUUUGGGUUUGGAGCCCAGAUUCCACCAGCUUGGAAGGUUUCCCAUGAUUUCCCUAUCAACUUUAAUCCAUCAAAUCCAUUCUGUGAUGGCAUUGAAGGUGUGGUGUGUGCCUAUCAGCAGUGUCUGCCCCAACUGAAGCUCUGGGGUCCAACCAACUUCUCCCCAAUUAUCAACCAUGUAGCCUGCUUCGCCAGACAAGGUCUCUACCAGAAUAAAGCUGCACAAUACUUUGUGCUGCUCAUCAUCACAGAUGGCGUGAUCACAGACAUGGACUUGACACGCACGGCUAUCGUCGAGGCCUCUCGCCUGCCUAUGUCAAUCAUCAUAGUGGGUGUUGGUGGCGCAGACUUCAGCGAAAUGGAGUUCCUGGACAGUGAUGACAAACCGCUGCUUUCGCCCAGCGGUGAAGCCGCUGCACGGGACAUAGUCCAAUUUGUGCCUUUCAGACAUUUCCAUGGAAACAGUGUGGGGCUUACACACAGUGUCCUGGCAGAGCUGCCUGAGCAAGUGCCAUCCUUCUUUAAUUCUUACAAGUUGAAACCUCCGAAUGUAUACGGCCAGUAAAGGUGAUCUGAGAAUGCUGGCCGAAAAUGAGCCCAAAUGCCUAGUAUAAAAUUAUUCAUCUGCAUCUCCAUCAACCUUGUGUCCAUUUUAGCCUAUUGUCGCUACUUUGUUGUUUCAAAGAAUUCAUUUGUUUUUAAUAAAAACAAACUUCUCACUGGA
Messenger RNA from Phyllopteryx taeniolatus (common seadragon), 1924 nucleotides. Its product is annotated as copine-3-like. Gene Ontology annotation, biological process: ERBB2 signaling pathway; cellular response to calcium ion. The transcript is spliced from 16 exons. The record is from RefSeq and is a predicted model, not a curated record. Gene Ontology annotation, molecular function: calcium-dependent phospholipid binding; receptor tyrosine kinase binding. Lineage: Eukaryota; Metazoa; Chordata; Actinopteri; Syngnathiformes; Syngnathidae. Gene Ontology annotation, cellular component: plasma membrane. Bases 155 to 1765 code for a protein of 536 amino acids.